AGUUAGUCGCUUGUUAGCUCCUUAACCUUUCACCACUUCCGCCCGUCCUCCGGACUCCGGACCUCCAGAUCUGCGCUUCCAUGGAGAGCGUCGCUCUGAGGUGCUCCGCUGCCUGGCGCUUUGCUGCACUAAGAAGCUCCGUCACAUCCAUCAGUCCCAGUCUGAGGGUCCGCACCAGCUCCGUCAGGUCCACCAUUCCCAGUCUGAGGUUCCACACUGCAGCGUCUCCCAUGAUGGGUGUGACGGUGGAGCAGUUUGAGCAGGCGAAGAACAAACUGUCGACGCUGAAGAAAGACCCGGGCAACGAGGUCAAACUGAAGAUCUAUGCCCUCUUCAAGCAGGCCACCCAGGGUCCCUGCAACACUCCCAAACCAGGAAUGCUGGACUUUGUCAACAAAGCCAAGUGGGAUGCAUGGAAGUCUCUGGGCUCCAUCUCACAGGAUGAAGCCCGACAGCAGUACUGCAAUGUGAUUGGCUCCCUGUUGGAGGCAGAGGCCGGUAGCUCUGCCCAGGUGGCUGCAAAGCCAGCUGGGAGCGGGGCGACCUACGAGACGCUGUUGGUCACCACAGAGGAUGACAUCACCACCAUCAAACUGAACCGACCAGCCAAGAAGAACGCCAUCACGACGGAGAUGUACAACGAGAUCAUCGCUGCUUUGGAGCAAGCAGCGAAAGACGACUCUGUCAUCACCGUCUUUACUGGCGCCGGUGAUUUCUACUGCAGCGGAAACGACCUCACCAACUUCACCAAGAUCACAGAGGACGGGGUGCAGGAGAUGGCCAGACGCGGUGGAGAGCUGCUCAGGAAGUACGUGAAGGCCUACAUCGACUUCCCGAAGCCGUUGGUGGCCGUGGUGAACGGACCGGCGGUGGGCGUCUCCGUCACUGUGUUGGGGCUCUUCGAUGUGGUCUACGCCACAGAGAGGGCCACCUUCCACACUCCGUUCAGUCAGCUGGGCCAGAGCGCUGAAGGCUGCUCCUCCUACACCUUCCCCAAACUAAUGGGUGCUGCCAAGGCCAGCGAGAUGCUGCUGUUCAACAAGAAGCUGACGGCGGCUCAGGCCUGUGAACUCGGUCUGGUCACUGAGGUUUUCCCCGACAGCAGCUUCCAGUUGGAGGUGUGGACUCGACUGAAGGCCUACGCCAAGCUGCCCCCCAAUUCUCUGGCUCUGUCCAAACAGCUGAUCCGCUCGAUGGAGAAGGAGCAUCUCUACGCCGUGAACGACGCGGAGGUGGAGCUUCUGGUGGAGCGCUGGACGUCAGACGAGUGUAUCAACGCCGUCAUGAGCUUCUUCUCGGCCAAGGCCAAGCUGUGAUGGAGCGAGGGAGCGGAGGUGUGAGAGGCAGGAAGAUCAUGAUGGUUUUUAAUUGUAGAAGUCACACAGUGAAUCACAAGUAGUGAAACUAACACCAGGUUCAAACUGCAGGGUGAUCAAAUCAGAUCAUAUGAUGUUUCCUGACCAAUCACAGCUCAGGAGGCAGGUGUCGCGGACCCCGUCCAUUAAACUGGUCUCCCUCGCCUGUUCACCAUCAGCUGAUCACAGACAGGAGGGAGGCUUUGGAGGACCUGCAGAGAGCUUUUUGGACCUUCUCGGUCUCAUGAACAAACAUCUGCAGAACGUUUCUGCUGGUUGGUGCUCUGCAGUCUUCUGCUGUCUGUCGGCUCUGAUUCUGAGUCUUCAGAUGUCUCUCUCGGGGGGUGGUAUGAUUGGUGAUGAUCUGAAGUGGGUACAAACUUGUUCUCCUGUCGCUGUAUGAAUGUAGAUGCAGGCUGAACAGGCCCCUCUAACAUGUACUGUAACAAGCUGCUGAUGCUGGAACCCGUCAGAGGAAUCCUGCUGUUUCUUUAAAACUGAAUUAAGCUGAGGAUUCAGAGCCUCCAUCAUACACAUGCAGCCUUUAAAAUCAAUGUGUGAUGUAAUGUGGACCACAGCUGGAGGUGCUUUGGCCCUGCCAUCAUUCUCACUGCAGCCUCUCUUUGUGUUUUUAGUGUGCAUGAAAUAAACUGUUGUUGAAGUGCCUUCAAUGCUUUGUAAUCUCCUGCAGCUCAUCAUUGAUCUUCAGUCUGUCAGUCAAAUAAAUUCCUAUCAUGAACUCGG
Archocentrus centrarchus (flier cichlid) is the source of this 2099-nucleotide messenger RNA. RefSeq names its product enoyl-CoA delta isomerase 2 (gene eci2). Gene Ontology annotation, molecular function: delta(3)-delta(2)-enoyl-CoA isomerase activity; fatty-acyl-CoA binding. The transcript has 11 exons. The record is from RefSeq and is a predicted model, not a curated record. Bases 81 to 1316 code for a protein of 411 amino acids. Gene Ontology annotation, cellular component: peroxisome; mitochondrion. Lineage: Eukaryota; Metazoa; Chordata; Actinopteri; Cichliformes; Cichlidae.